AUGCUCUCAAGGGUAGCCGAGAGGCUAGGAAUCGGUCAACUAAAUAAUUACAUGCUCUCAUGGGGGGUAGCCGUGAGGCUACGAGGCAAGGGCAUCGUUUCUUCAUUUUUCAAGCUCGUAUAUUCCAAGGCAAUGUGGUUCAUAUCAUUGUCAAUGUCGAUCAUUUCAUUGUUUCUCUACAUUUUGACCAGUGAAUUCAAGGGAAUGUUGCUGUUACCAUUUGGUAUAAAAGGAUAUAGCAGGAGAAGAAGAAUGGAACAUACGAUCCGGAGUUCUUAUUAUGUCAAACAGAAGCACACAUGGGCCGUUCAAAUCAUGAACAUGCUUUUAGAUCGUACAGAAUUGUACCAAGAUUUUGAACCAAGGGCAGACGUAGGCGAACACGGAGAUCGGAUUAAUGAUCAUGAAUCUAAUGAGGGCUCGCGUGCAGAAGGCGUGUCAUUGGCCGAUCAGGACAGGGAGACUCCCAUACUAACUGCUGCUAAAUAUGGUGUCAUUGAAAUGGUAGAGAGAAUCUUAGAACUAUAUCCCAUUGCCAUAUACGACGUGACUUCAGUUACGAACAAGAAUAUAGUGCUUUUGGCUGUGGAGAAGAGGCAAAUACAUGUUUAUCAACUCUUGCUACAAAAAAUUAUCCCUAGAGACAGCGUGUUUGGGCAUGUGGAUGAGGAUGGGAAUAGUGCCUUGCAUCUCGCCGCAGAGUUUGCACCCGAAACGCCUCGGCCUGGUAUGAUUCCUGGUCUGCAAAUGCUCUGGGAGAUCCGGUGGUAUCAGUUCGUAAAGGAAUCCAUGCCACCCUACUUCUUCCCCCUCCACAAUAAGAAGAACGAGACACCAAUAGGAAUAUUCACCAAAAAACACAGCGAACUUGUAACAAGUGGUGGAAAGUGGCUAAGCAGCACCUCCAAAUCCUCGUCCGUUGUCGCUACACUCGUUGCCAGUGUGGCCUUCGCCACCGCUGCCACUAUUCCAGGAGGCUUGAAGCAGGAUGAUGGCACUCCAAUGUACGAAAACCAGCUCGCAUUCUACAUCUUCGUCAUCUCAUCGCUAUUUGCUCUCUUUUUCUCCAUUACUUCAGUGGUCAUGUUUUUCGCCCUCAUGUCAUCACCUUAUGAAGCCAGAGAUUUCAGCAAUGAUUUACCGGAGAAGCUUUUGAUGAGUUUAAUGACGCUUUUUAUGGGCAUAGCUUCGAUGUUGAUAUCCUUUUGCGCUGCACAUUUCUUUCUGCUACGGAAUAAACAGAAAACUGGGGCGUUGGUAUCGUAUGCAGUGGUGGUUGCGUUGGUAACUUCCUUGAGUAUAAAGAAUUCUUCGGUGUUUUUAAAUCUUCUGACGGUUACUUUCAGCGAUGUGCCGCAGCGCCUGUACGAGGAUGAUUUUUAA
Molecule: messenger RNA, 1383 nt
Organism: Juglans regia (Persian walnut)
Lineage: Eukaryota; Viridiplantae; Streptophyta; Magnoliopsida; Fagales; Juglandaceae
Product: ankyrin repeat-containing protein At5g02620-like
Exons: 5
Coding region: 1-1383 (460 amino acids)
Source: RefSeq, a predicted model, not a curated record